AUGCGUACUCGUUCUCAACCAGCUUCUCCUGGUGGUCUCGUUUCUCUUGAUGAUAUGCAACGUGCUACUCGACGAAUGACAAGAUCCGCUUCUCGGGGUCCCUCUCAAGAACCCACUUCGCAGCAACCCAGCACCGAGCAGCCCAGAGAGCCUGUAACACAACCAACAACUCGCUCCAAGAGCCAACCACGCACAACGAAGAAGACUGCUACCACCAAGAAAACCACAUCUGUUGCAUCAAAAACUAAGCCGCAAACCCGCAAAGGUUCCAAGCGUGGGACGCGAAGCGCCUCGCGCAAGACCAAUCAAGCUGCGUCAGAAGAAGCACAAGAGUCAAUUGGCGAGAGCUACAUGGAAACCGCGCGAAUGGAUAAUGAAAAUGACGCUGAAGCGGGCAUUGACCAACCUGAAUCUGGUCCAUCCACAGAUGUUGCUUUAUUGGAACCUAAGAACACAGAGCUCAACAGGAAAAGGUCGCGGACCGAAACCUCCCCUGAUAUGGACGCUGAACCCGUGACGCCGCAUGCGAAUAAACGCAGAAACCUGGGCCCGCCUGGAAGUACGCCUUAUGCUCGGCGUACGAAUCGCCGAAUGUCCAGAGCUGUGCCAUUAACUGACAGGCAGCGGCGCCGCACAGUGGAAAGUGAAGGUCGUAUCCACAGCACGAUCUUCCGCCUUCCUGAGUAUGUAGCUCAGACUGAAGCUGACCGCCGCGCUUCCGAAACUUCUGCAUCACCCGUCCCACCAUCCGAACCUUUACAGACCGGCCUUGAUCUAUCUUCUGAACAGGACCAGAAGGCUGUUGUGGAAGAAGAACCCACUGCCGCCCAGGCGCCGUCCACCCCAGAAACCCCUCGACGUAGCUGGCGUGGACUAUUCGGCUCUGUACCACGUAGCUUUAGCCGACUACUACCCAGAUUCGGGCGUGGCCGUGCGAGGUCGGAAGCUCCAGCUACCCAGCAGCCUGCAUCGGAGCGCAUUCAACGUACUCGACCAGUUGAAGCGUCACCAGCUGCCGCUGCGGAAGCGGCAUCGCCGCCUCGUCGCCGUUCGAGCGAAGAACCACCCGCGAAACGCCCCCGUAACCUAUCGUACUCACUCUUCCCGGCUCCAAUUGAUCGCAAACUUUUCCUUGGGGAUAUUCCCACUAAGUCCACCGCGACUGCUGCCGCCGCCAAGCCUGCAGCAGGACCGACACCUGAGCCUGCAUCUGAGCCCACACCUGAGCCUGCAUCUGGGCCCGCGCCUGCUCUUCAACCUGCCCAGCAAGAUAUGCCUCAGAAAAUAGAGACUCAACAUUCUACCACAUCCACCGAGAGAGGCCGCGAGAGCACCAAAAACAAUGCAACCGAAACACAAAAGAAGAAGCGCAAGCGCUCCCCAUCACCCGAUGUCAUCCCCAACCCCGUGGGGUGUAGCUAUGGAAUGGAUCUAGAUUACUUCUGCUACAGCUCUGAGGACGAAGAUGAAGCGGAACCUGCGCUUCCACAAACCGAACCUAGAAAAGCCGAUACUCUUGGUAAGACCGCUCUUCGAAACCUCGCUCAGACAGAGAGACCAGCGUCGAAGAAGGUGCGUUUUGAUGCAAGCCCUGAAGACACACCUUCGAAGCGUCGUGCUCGUGCCACCGACCCUUAUAACGGAACGCACUUUAUUGGAAUGGGUGGACCCCAGACAUCUUCUGCACCUACUACACCUACACCUACUACACCAACACCAGAAUCUCGCUUAAUCGAUCCCCGACAGCGGCCUGGUUUUAUCCCCAAUAGAUCGGGAACCUUUGAACUUGAUUAUGAUGCCUUCUCGGAUGAUUCGGACUCCAGUGGUUCCGAGUCUCCUAGUGUUCCUGCUCCCGCCGCCGAUACUACGCCUCCCAUUUCCACGCAACCUGAUAUCCCCCAAAGUGCCCAACCAUCUUCUCCCCGCGCUUCCCCUCGCCCUGCUGCACGUGCUGCACAGGCACUAUCGACUCCUGCGAAAGUCAACCCCGCCCUGGACAAGGCCCGUUCUGAAGCCGAGAGAUACAAACCAAAGACGCCUAGUGGACUUCGUACUGCUAGCCGUUAUUCAAGCCCUCUAACUGCCCCCACACCUGAUCUUACCCCGGCACAGCCCGCGGAGAAGAGUACUGAGAAAUUCGGUGAUGAUAAAUUUGCAAAGGAUGCUCAGUGGCUGUAUGAAAAUUGCCCAUCCGGUGAUCUUCGUCAGCUUGUUUGGCCCGAGAGGCAAGCCUUCGGUGAGGGUCUAAAUGUCAGCGCCGACUCCCUUCGCAUUUUGGAUGAAAUAUGGGAUCCGGCUGAAGUUGACAACGCAUAUGAUGUAUUCCAACGUGAAUACGCUGAUUUCCAGAAGACGAAUGCUAUUGCAUAG
Molecule: messenger RNA, 2370 nt
Organism: Aspergillus puulaauensis
Lineage: Eukaryota; Fungi; Ascomycota; Eurotiomycetes; Eurotiales; Aspergillaceae
Exons: 4
Coding region: 1-2370 (789 amino acids)
Source: RefSeq, a predicted model, not a curated record